Molecule: messenger RNA, 1074 nt
Organism: Talpa occidentalis (Iberian mole)
Lineage: Eukaryota; Metazoa; Chordata; Mammalia; Eulipotyphla; Talpidae
Product: mas-related G-protein coupled receptor member X4-like
Exons: 1
Coding region: 1-1074 (357 amino acids)
Biological process (GO): G protein-coupled receptor signaling pathway
Cellular component (GO): membrane
Molecular function (GO): G protein-coupled receptor activity
Source: RefSeq, a predicted model, not a curated record
AUGGCGGCUGUGCCCUUAGACCCCAGCCUGGGGGUCCCUCCCACCCCGGGGACCUGGUCAUCAGGCUCAGGUGAUGGGUCUGGGUUUCAGCCCAUGGGACGACCUGAUGCGCCUCAACUCUCCUACCCGAUACUCUCUUUGCCAGAAAUACUAAAAUUGGAAAACGAAACGGUGAACGGCAGCCGCGUGGAGAUUUCGCCGCUGAUUUCCCUUCCCUUCAACGCGGUCUCCCUGCUGACCCUCCUGGUGGGCCUGUGCGGCCUGGCGGGGGACGGGGCCGUCAUCUGGCUGCUGGGCUUCCGCGGGAAGAGGACCCCCUUCUCCGUCUACAUCCUCCACCUGGCCUGCGCCGACGCCGCCUUCCUCGCGGGUCUGUGCGCGCAGCUCUCGCUUUACCUGGCGGGUUGCCACGAGCGCCUGCUGGACCACCUGCUGAGGGCGGUGCUCGUCCCUUCGUACCUGGCGGGGCUGGGCCUGCUGGUGGCCGUCAGCGCCGAGCGCUGCGUCUCCGUGCUCUGGCCCCUCUGGCACCGGUGCCGCCGGCCCGCCCGCCUCUCCUCCGUGGUGUGCGGCCUCAUCUGGGCGCUGUCCCUAGGCCUGGGGGUCCUGGGGGUCCUGUGUGACGACUACGUUGGGUUCUCAUGUAGGGAGAUCUCGCUCAUCUAUUACGGGGCGUCGGCCAUCACCUUCCUGGGGCUGUGCGCGUCGGGCCUGACGCUGCUCGUCCGCGUCCAGUGCGGCCCCUGGAGGCGCCGGCCCAGCCGGCUCUACGUGACCCUCCUGCUCAGCGUCCUGGCCUUCCUGCUGCUCGGGCUGCCGUACGGAGUGGUCCACAUGUUCCACGCCCUCUCCCCAUCCAUGCCCUACGGUUACAUCCUGCUGCCCGUCUGCCACCUCCUCUCCGCCCUGAACUGCCUGGUGAACCCCGUCAUUUACUUCUUCGUGGGGAGCCACGGGCGGCGCAAGGGCAGAGCCCCCCUCCGAGACGUGCUCCAGAGGGCGCUGAGGGAUGAGGAGGAGGGGCCUGAGCAGAGCAGCACCUCCGUCUCCAGAGAAAUCGAGGUGUCCCCCUGA